Schistocerca nitens (vagrant locust) is the source of this 2087-nucleotide messenger RNA. Its product is annotated as macrophage mannose receptor 1-like. Lineage: Eukaryota; Metazoa; Arthropoda; Insecta; Orthoptera; Acrididae. The transcript has 6 exons. Bases 903 to 1928 code for a protein of 341 amino acids. The record is from RefSeq and is a predicted model, not a curated record.
AGGCUUACACUAAUAAAAUGGGCAAUAAAAUAUCUUAAAACACAGUUAAACCGAAUCAAAAACUCUCAGCCCGCAUGAAACAGGAAAAAUUCGUGCAUACAAUCACACCUUAUCCCACCUCCACAAGCACAGAAGAAAGCACAAAAAUCUAAAGAGAGCAACAGCGUGUAUUAUACCAAAUUACAACACACUGGCACUGCAGCUACUGAUUCACUUUGAAAACAAAGGAAUUGCUGUAAUCAACUAUGAAUACGAAUUAGAAAUGUGCCACUGAUCAUCGCAAAGUGUGACAUUGUCACGUGAGGAGCCGGAAAACUAGUCGUUUGUGCAGAUCAGACGCCAGAAGCAUCACAAACAUUACUGUUGUCUAUGUGACUAUGGUCUAAAUCGAAUACGUAACUAAGUAAAUUGAGGGAACUAUCGUAAUGAGAGACGUUAAUGGAAUUGAACGAAAAUGUUAAUUUUUUAUUUAUUUUUUGUAUAUUAGUACAAAUUAAUGAACAAUAAGUUCUCAAAGUUUCAGUGAUGAAAUCGCAACAGAUGUUCCUGAAAAGUAAUUAAAUGACUGGCGCGAUCUUCCUGACACACACACUUUUUGAAGCAGUACUUCAAUACUUACUCGCUGAAUAGAUAUUCCACUCAAUACUUUCAGGCAAACUUGCACAGGAUACAUUUAAACGGCUGUGAUGUAUACACUUUGGCUUCGUAUAUGACGUGUGACUUUUGUCAGUGAUAUAAAGGGCAAAAAGUUAUACGAUGGAUUUGGGACUGGCGAACACAACAAACUCACUUAGAACAUGACAGACACUCUUAAAGUGUGUUAUGGGAAGAUUAUCAGACGGAACCUGUCAAGUGACAUGAAAAGUGCAGAUGGGCCACCUACUUCCACGUGGUGACAACAUAUGGACAUCCCAUUCAUCUUCUGUGCCACAUUAGCUGAGCAGGCGGGCGCCACUGAGAUGCAGCUGCUGCCUUUGUGGACGGUACUGGCGGCUGUCGCCACUCAGCGCAGCCUGGCCUCCGUCCAACUGACGUGCGACUGCCGCAUGUGGCAACUGCGGGACCCCUCGAUCAGCCUGCACUGCUCCAGAAGAGAGGCUCCGACGCCUGGAGUUUCGUGCCAACAAUCCAAAGUGUGGGACAUCCCGCGAGGUUACCAGUUCGUGCCUGGUUACGGGCUGGUGAAGCUCUACCGCACGUUCAAGACGUGGUGGGCGGCCAAGAAGGCCUGCGAGGCUGAUGGAUCUCGGCUGGCGAUCCCGCCAGACCGUAACGCUGUCGACGGACUGAACCAGAUAUUCGCCAAGGAGAACGGACUGUGGUGGGCCUGGGUUGGCAUCUCUGACGAGGCCAGAGAGGGCGUAUUCGUUGGAGUUGACGGUCGGCCAGCCCCUUUCCUGCCGUGGCAGCCCAAACAGCCCAGCGAUCACGAAGGCAAAGAGAACUGCGUCAACACCCGCAACGACGGCCUGUACAACGACCUCAACUGCGACUGGCAGUCGCCUUUCUUCUGCGAGCGCCUGCUCUCCGUGGGAGUCCCCGACUCUUACCGCUGGCUGGAGGAGGCGGGCCGCUUCUACAAGGUCCACAAGGAGAAGCGGAGGCACAACGAAGCCGCCGAGGUGUGCCGCUCCGAGAACGCGACUCUGGCCGUGACGGACACGUGGCGCCGCGGCGAAGCCCUCCUGCGCACUCUAAUCACGCCGGAGAGCCUCGAGUACCACAUUGGCUUCACCGAUCGGGCAGUCGAAGGCGACUUCGUUACGGAUACAGGGAGGCACUUGAGUGAUAUGGAGUUCUUAGUGUGGGGAUACGGGGAGCCCAAGAACAGGAAGGAUGAAGACUGCCUGUCUCUGAAUGGCGAGGGCUACUACACUGACAUCUCCUGCGAAUUCGAGCGGCCCUUCAUCUGCGAGAUCGUGCCCUAGUGACGACAUGACGCGGUCGGCUGCUAGAUGCGGUCGAGAGUGGCCGCGAGUGUAGGACGACGCUUCUGACUUUUCAAAGAAAUUGAUAGUGACAUAGUACAAAGUUAACUCAUGAUAGUUGUUACAUCAGACUUUUAAUAAAUGACAAUAUGAUACUUC